AUGGUUAUGGACAAGCUAACCCAAUAUGAACGUGUGUUCAAUCACUUUGAUGAAAAUGGAGAUGGCAAGAUAUCAUCGUCGGAGCUGCGGCAAUGCGUGACGGCCAUCAGUGAGGAGUUAUCGGUGGAGGACGCGGAGGCGGUGAUGGAGUUUAUAGAUGUGGACGGCGAUGGGCUGGUGGGGUUGGAUGAUUUUGUGAGGUUUGUGGAAGGAGGGAAAGAGGAAGAGAAAGUGAAUGACCUAAGAGAGGCUUUCAAGAUGUAUGAAAUGGAUGGGAGUGAUUGCAUCACACCAAGAAGUCUUAAGAGAAUGCUUAGCAAGUUAGGUGAAUCUAGAAGUAUAGAUGAGUGUCAAGUUAUGAUCUCUCAAUUUGAUCUUGAUGGAGAUGGUGUACUCAGUUUUGAUGAAUUUAAGGUCAUGAUGAUGUAA
Messenger RNA from Gastrolobium bilobum, 429 nucleotides. RefSeq names its product putative calcium-binding protein CML19. Bases 1 to 429 code for a protein of 142 amino acids. The transcript has a single exon. The record is from RefSeq and is a predicted model, not a curated record. Gene Ontology annotation, molecular function: calcium ion binding. Lineage: Eukaryota; Viridiplantae; Streptophyta; Magnoliopsida; Fabales; Fabaceae.